GCAGCUGAGGGCAGCCUGCAGGUCCCUCUCCCAUGGUGUCAGGCCCCCUCUCGUGGCCAGCGGACACCUGUGGGUGGCACUGGGUGCCUCUGGGUCUCCUCCAACCUUCUCUGCCCUUCUUUGGCAGGAACGCCCCAGUCUGGGGAGCCUGUACCCAUGGGGAGAUGUCACACCCACCCUAGCGCUGCUGUACCAUUGCCACAUGUUUGGGCAGGAUCUCCCCCUACUCAGGCAUGUCCCCCCCAACACUGUUCUAGGAGCUGGGAUUUGGGGUCUUCAGGCUCAGGACAACCCACCUGGCUCCCUCUCUUCUCACUUUACAUAGGGAAAAUAAUCCUGAUGAAUUGCCUGAAGCCAGAUUUACCGUCCCCCCCCCCAGCCCUUCUCCCUCUGCCACUUUUUCUCCUCUGUGACAAUAAAUCAGUGCUCCACAUAAACAAAGCCCUGGAGAUGUAGUCCUUAAAACAGCGCCCAGGAAUCACACAAACACAAUUUUUCCACUCGAAGGGUGGGAGGAGGUUGGGUUAUUUUUCACUCUGCCACUCCUUGCCAGAGGGAGGGAUCUUUGUUGCAGUCCCCAUCCCCAAAACACCCGGACCCGAUGGGAUCCCACUGGCUCACCGCAAGCCUGCACUGGCUUCCUGCAGCUUUAAAGUUCCCUCUACACCCAAAGGAAAAGAGGGAGGAGAAAGGGUUUCAUCAUCGUUCCCGAGUGUGGACUUAUAAAAACUUUGCGCUCACGCUGCCUGGCUCACUCAUCAGCUCACCGUUUUCAGAGCAGGACGGGCCAGAGCCCUCACACAACCCAUCUGCUGGGGUGCACCAUGGGGGUCCAUCCCGAAGCCGCCAAGUCCCCAGUGGAUGCCCCCAAAAGCUCCAGCACCUGCUCCCGUGGAAUCUUCUGCAACAUCAAGGUGUUUGUGCUGUGCCAUGGCCUCCUCCAGCUGUCCCAGCUCCUCUACAGCGCCAACUUCAAGAGCAGCCUCACCACCAUCGAGAAGCGCUUCGGGCUCUCCAGUCUCUCCUCGGGUUUCAUCUCCAGCUUACACGAGAUUGGCAAUGUGGUCCUCAUCAUCUUUGUCAGCUACUUUGGCAGCCGAGUGCACCGCCCGCGGGUGAUCGGAGCCGGGGGGCUGCUGCUGGCACUGGGAGCCUUCCUGGUGACCCUGCCCCAUUUCCUCUCAGACCCCUAUGAAUAUACCACACUGAGUGUUGGUAACAAAAGCCAGGUCCGGGAUGAGCUCUGCUAUGCAGAGAACAAGUUUAUGUGUCCAAAUGCCACCCAGGACCCCCAGAAGGAGGCCAGCAGUAUAUGGACAAUUAUGGUCAUUGCCCAGCUGUUGGCUGGAAUUGGGACAGUUCCCAUCCAGCCCUUUGGGAUUUCCUACGUGGAUGACUUUGCAGAAGCAAACAAUUCUCCAUUGUAUGUUGCCAUCCUCUUUGCCAUCGCGGUGUUUGGCCCUGCGUUUGGGUUCCUGCUGGGCUCUGUGGUGCUGCGGCUCUUCGUGGACAUUGGUAGAGUUGACAUGGCAACAGUGACCCUGACCCCGCAGGACCAGCGGUGGGUCGGAGCGUGGUGGCUGGGGCUGCUGAUCUCCUCCGGCUGCUUGGUGCUCACAUCCAUUCCUUAUUUCUUCUUCCCUCGGUACAUGAUGAAAGGAAAGGACCCAAGCUCAGAGGACGGCAUGCUGAGGAAGAUGGAGAAGAGGGAAUUUGAAGAAACCUCCCUGCUGGAAUUUAUCAAAAGAUUCCCAAAGAUCUUCCUCAAGCUGCUCCUCAACCCCCUGUUUAUGCUUCUGGUGCUUGCUCAGUGCAGCUUCUCCUCUGUCAUUGCGGGUCUUUCCACCUUCCUCAACAAGUUCCUGGAGAAGCAGUACGGCGCAACUUCCUCUUAUGCCAACUUUCUCAUCGGAGCCGUCAACCUGCCAGCAGCAGCGCUUGGGAUGCUCUUAGGAGGAAUCAUCAUGAAACGCUUUGCCUUCUCCCUCCGGGCCAUCCCCCGGUUCUCCGUGGUGGUACUGGUUUUCUCCAUCCUCAUCUGCUUGCCCAUUUUCUUCAUGGGCUGCUCCACAGGGCUCGUCGAUGGGAUCUACCCCUCCAGAGCGUUGGGUUCCCAGCAAGGAGUUAAGGCACCAAGUGGUUGCCGCUGCUCUGACCACGUCUUUCACCCGGUGUGUGGAGAAAACAACGUGGAGUACAUCUCACCCUGCUUCGCCGGCUGCACCAACAGAAGCACUGAUUCCUCAGCUCCCAGACAGGUGAUCUACAGGAACUGUUCCCAGAUCUCUGCUGGUACUGGGCUGUCCUCUGCUAAGAUGGGAUCCUGUCCGCUCAGCUGCUCCCACAUGCUCCUCCCCACCAUCUUCCUCAUCUCCUUUGCUGCCCUGGUGGCCUGCCUGUGUCACAACCCCCUCUACAUGAUGGUGUUAAGGGUGGUGAACCAGGAUGAGAAGUCAUUUGCCAUUGGCGUCCAGUUCUUGCUGAUGAGGUUGCUGGCCUGGCUGCCAGCUCCAGCCAUGUUUGGUGCCCUCAUCGACUCCUCCUGCAUUUACUGGCAGAAACAGUGCUCACAGCGUCGCUUCUGCGUCUACUACAACAAUGACUUCCUUCGCAACAGAUACCUGGGGCUGCAGGUGGGAUACAAAGUGGUGGGCACCAUCCUCCUUGCGCUCAUUGGCUGGAAGGUGAAGAGGAGCAAGGAGUACAAUGUGCAGGAGAAGGCGGCCGGCCUGGUGUAACUGCACAGAGAAUGACUGCACUUCAUUUGCCCACCACCAGCACUUUGACUUCUGGGGAAUUUGGUUGAUUUCUUGUUCUUUUGUAAUGGAGCAACUUCAAUAUAGCAGCUCCUCCAUCCUCUCGUGACAACCUGGACUGGGGAGAGGACAUCUCUGUGCUCCCAACAAAGGACAAUCCCCACUGGUCCCAUCUUUGGAUGCAGACUUGGACACAGCAGGGACCAGCUCCUCCAGAUGGGUCAUCCAAGACUCACCCGUUGCUUUGCAGGAAGCAGGAGGCAGAUGGGGGCUGUGUUCCAGUUGGACACAUACACAGAUGCAAGCAACAGUCCUGCUCACCAGUGCAUUCCAGGCAGGAUAAGAGCAGGACUUGCUGCCAAGUUCUGGGGGCUUCCCUGUUUGCCCCAGCCCAUCCCUUUGCACAGGUCAGCAUGGACAUGAAAAGUCGUCUCUUGUGGUUUAGUACAGAACAUUUUGGAAUGGGUUUUACUGUUGUGUUUUUUUAAUAAAGGUCAAUUUUCCA
Coturnix japonica (Japanese quail) is the source of this 3261-nucleotide messenger RNA. NCBI's taxonomy places the organism in Eukaryota, Metazoa, Chordata, Aves, Galliformes, Phasianidae. The record is from RefSeq and is a predicted model, not a curated record.